Molecule: messenger RNA, 441 nt
Organism: Naumovozyma dairenensis CBS 421
Lineage: Eukaryota; Fungi; Ascomycota; Saccharomycetes; Saccharomycetales; Saccharomycetaceae
Gene: MPC3
Product: mitochondrial pyruvate carrier
Exons: 1
Coding region: 1-441 (146 amino acids)
Biological process (GO): pyruvate import into mitochondria
Cellular component (GO): mitochondrial inner membrane
Molecular function (GO): pyruvate transmembrane transporter activity
Source: RefSeq, a predicted model, not a curated record
AUGUCAGCCGCAAGAUCAACGAUAGGAACCACAUUUAAAAGGUUUUGGAAUAGUCAAACGGGACCCAAGACAGUUCAUUUUUGGGCCCCCACAUUAAAAUGGAGUCUUGUCAUAGCCGGUUUAAAUGAUAUGCAAAGACCAGUAGAUACUUUAUCUGGAACACAAAAUUUAUCAUUAUUAGCAACCGGGUUAGUUUGGACUCGUUGGUCAUUUGUCAUUACACCAAGAAAUUAUUUAUUAGCUUCCGUAAAUUUCUUCCUAGCGGGGGUAGCAGGGACUCAAAUGACAAGAAUUAUUAAAUAUAGAUUGGAAAAUGGUGAUUCUAAGAUGCAAGUUUUGAAUUAUAUUGUUAAUGGAACCACAUCCAAGAAUAAGGGAGAUAUGAAUAUAAUGACGCAUGAUGAUAAAAGUAGUAAUAAUGUCUUAGUGACACAUUCAUGA